AUGACUUCUGUUGCUGUAUUACCUCAGUUGAAAAGGACCAUGACUGAUUUGAUGGAUGAGGAAUUGUACCACGUUCCAUCAUCCCCGAUCAUGAAGUUUUCGUCAAACAGCAAUAGCAAUAGCAAUCAACAAUACGUGGACAACUUUAGUCUAAAUAUGAGCAAUACUCAACAGCAACAACAACAACAACAACAGCAGCAACAACAUAACCGAAGUUAUAGCCACGCAUCCAAUAGAAACUCUAUAACAUCAUCACCAACAUUGCCAUACCAACAAAUGAAUAAUCAGAGUCAAGGAAUGUACAGCAAUAGCAUGAAUAACAACUCUAGCAAUACGCUAGGGAAUAUGUUGAACAUUCCAGACACAUUUAUUGACCAGUUGAAAGCACAAGAGUAUAUGGACCAGCUGUUGCUGCUGCAACUGCUGCAACAGAUGCAGUCACAGCAAUCAAAUGAUUAUCCCGAAUAUUCAUACCAAUUUGACACACAAGAAUCAUUUGUCAACCCAUUUACAAAUUACGCUAAUCCAAACACUUUUGUAAGACCAAUAUCAUCUGUGCAAAGCGUGCAACAGCAGCAGCAACAACAACAACAACAGCAACAGCAACAGCAACAACAAGUUUCCCUUCCACCAUUACCCCAAGCUUUUCCUACUAGGAGAAGGAGGAGAAUCACUACUCUUGAUAAUGUCGAACCUCACCAGGCAGGAAAAAAGAAGAGUUUUGACGAAGAGUAUUUGUUGUACAAUCCUGAGAUCUCACCUGGCCAAGUGAUUAGUCAAACAGAUUUGGACCCUUCAUCAUUUUACGUUGUGUCCAAUAGACUAGAAAAUGAUGCUGAUGGUGAUAUUGUUGGAUCCAACUCACAGCAUUUGGUUCAGUCCGAUGGCAUUAUUCCAGGUUUUGAAAAUGAUUACUUGUACUUGGACGAUGAUAACGAAGAGAUUGAAGAGGACUUGUCGGAUGACGAGGAUGACAAUUAUUUCCAUGUCGACGAUGAAUUUGAUGAUUUUGUCAUGAGCAAUAGUGGGUACUAUGUAAAUAAUAAUAAUAGUAACAACAACAACAACAACAACACCACCACCACCACCACCACCACUAGUAGAAAUAAUAGCAAUGUCACUAAUGAUGAUGAAAACAUUAAUAAUGAUGAUACUACUACUUCUACAAAUAGCAAUAACAAUAAUAACAAUAAUAACAACAAUAACAACGAUGAUAUGGUUGAUUAUGCUACUUUUGAUGAAUUUAAAAACAUCAGCUUAAACGAUGGUCCAUCUGAGAUGUUUCCAGAGGCAUUGAAGGAAUUGAGAGAAGAAGCUGAGUGCAAGGGCCAUGAUCAACCGCAAAAUAAUGAGGUUGAACAAGAUUUUGAACAAGAUUUCGAACAAGAUUUCGAACAAGAGUUUACACCAGACUUUACUCCAGACUUUGCGCAAGAGUUUACUCCAGAUUUUACUAAUGAGUUUGUCACACAAGAAUUACUGCCACGCGAAGUGUCGCCAGCCUCGAUAGUCACGCCAGUAGCUUCUACAUUAACUCCAGAGUCGUUAUUUGAUGACAAUACUGAUCAAAUUUUGAAAAACGAUGGUGCGAAAGAUUACAACAAUGACAAUGGUGGCAGUGUUGUUGCUGGUAAUGUCAACAUUAAUAAUAAUAGUAAUAAUAGUAGUGAUGAUGCAAUGAUGGUUGAUGACAUUGAGAUGGAUGAGUUACACAAUUAUACAACGCGACCUGCAACCAUUGAAUUGAAGGAGAAAAACAUUUAUAGGUUGGGUGCCGAGAUUAGUGCUACAAACCCCGAGCAUAGAUGUGACUUGGUGAAUCCUUCAACUGGACAGGUUUGCAAUAAGCAGUUUUCGAGGCCAUAUGACCUUAUCCGUCAUCAAAACACCAUUCAUGCCUCGAUGAAGAAGAUUUUCCGUUGUGUGAUUUGUGAAGGAAGGUACCAGGGAGGUGCUGGUAAUGGGAAGGAAAAGACUUUUUCCAGGGGUGAUGCGCUUUCGAGACAUAUCAAGAUCAAGCAUGGUUUAGUUGGUGAGGAGGCAUUGCAGUUGAUUAAUGAUGCCAAGGCUAAUGUUGAGUAUCAUCCCGUGCAGUGA
Molecule: messenger RNA, 2097 nt
Organism: Lodderomyces elongisporus
Lineage: Eukaryota; Fungi; Ascomycota; Pichiomycetes; Serinales; Debaryomycetaceae
Gene: RPN4
Product: stress-regulated transcription factor
Exons: 1
Coding region: 1-2097 (698 amino acids)
Molecular function (GO): histone acetyltransferase activity
Source: RefSeq, a predicted model, not a curated record